Molecule: messenger RNA, 750 nt
Organism: Peronospora belbahrii
Lineage: Eukaryota; Oomycota; Peronosporomycetes; Peronosporales; Peronosporaceae
Source: the annotation of a GenBank genome assembly
AUGGCUUUCAAGUGGAGCCUGGUUGUUUUCGCACUGCUCGGGUGCUGUUCAUCUCCGAGCGUGGCUACGUCACAAUUGAUGUUCAAGGGUGCUGCGAUCGAUAGCUCACGUGCGUCAACAUCACGAAACACACCUGAUGACAUCGCCUUAUCAAAGCGGCACCUGAGGUCCAACGUGGCUAUGGCAACGGAAGUUGACUCUCCGCUAAUUGAGGCUGCAACGAGUAUCUCCUUGUGGGAACGCUUGAAACAGAAGAUUUGGAUAUCGAUGCAGACGGAUACGUUGCGGCCGCCAAGUGAAAAAAUGGUAAAAAAAUAUUUUGCCAAGUUUAAGUUAAAGAAGAAGACCCUUGAUGCGAACAGACUCAUUUUCUUAUUCUUGAAGAACAAGUAUAAUGCAUUAGACGUUACGCUAAAGUUGGAUAAUAUAAUUAAAGGCAAGAAACCGGUGCUGGCUCACGAAGAAGUAAGCAGCAUUGGACAUGUUGGCAAGAACAUUGAGGACAAGAGGUAUGUAUUGGGUAAGGAAAAACUACAAAGCGAGGACUAUGCACAGGAGCUCAAGGACAUAGCUCGCAAUCUGCAAGAAGCACAACUUGCUUGGAUUCAUUAUGACCUGGACACAAAGGGAACUCAUUUUAUAAGUACUGUGACUGAAACUUACAAUCCCCAAUUCGACAAAAAAACGAUGGAUCAGCUGGAAGAAAUUAAGGAGCUGUAUAUGGAAAAAUAUGGGAAUCAAAUCUUAUAA